AUGUCAGUUUAUACAGAUCUUUGCGAAGCAGAGGGCAAGAAGGAGAAGGUAGUUGGCUGGUACCACUCACAUCCUGGUUAUGGAUGUUGGUUAUCAGGAAUUGAUGUUGCUACGCAGAGUCUCAAUCAGCAGUUUCAAGAACCCUGGAUAGCCAUAGUUGUCGAUCCUCUACGCACCAUGAGUGCUGGCAAGGUUGACAUAGGAGCUUUCCGGACUUACCCCCAAGGAUAUCAACCUCCUGUCGAAGAAGGGCCAUCUGAGUAUCAGUCUAUUCCUCUGAGCAAAAUCGAAGAUUUUGGUGUACAUUGCAAGCAGUACUAUUCGUUAGAUGUUACUUUUUUCAAAUCCGAAUUAGAUUCCCAUAUUCUAUCUGCUUUAUGGAACACUUACUGGUUGAACACAUUGAGCAGCUCCCCUCUUUUGACAAAUGCUGGAUAUAUUAACAAUCAAAUAGGUGACCUAAGCAUGAAGUUAAGACAGGUCGAAAAGAAAUGGGCGCGGUGCGAACGUGCCAAUGACGUUAUUGAGCAGCUAGAUAAGGUUGGACUUUUGCUUUUCUCGCAGUUCGAUUCAGUCUUAACUUGGACCAUCGUUCCACCAAAAUUGUGA
Molecule: messenger RNA, 609 nt
Organism: Cooperia oncophora
Lineage: Eukaryota; Metazoa; Nematoda; Chromadorea; Rhabditida; Trichostrongylidae
Source: the annotation of a GenBank genome assembly